GGUGGUGUACAACCGAACCUCUCGGAAAAUGUCCAAUGCCCCAGGGGUGCACAUCCGUGUGCCUGGAUUCGGCAAGACCUAUUCCGUGGAAUACCUGGAUCAGAGCAAGCUGGCAGGUUACCUGCACACCCUGGUGCAGAACCUGGUGAACAACGGCUACGUGAGGGACCAGACGGUUCGGGCAGCCCCCUACGACUGGAGGGUCGGGCCCCAGGAGCAGCCCGAGUAUUUCCAGAACCUGAAGGCACUGAUCGAGGAGAUGCACGAUGAGUACCAGCGACGUGUCUUCCUCAUCGCGCACAGCUUGGGCAACCUGAACAUCCUCUACUUCUUGCUACAGCAGACGCAAGCCUGGAAAGACCAGUACAUUGGGGGGUUCAUCUCCCUGGGUGCCCCCUGGGGAGGGUCCGUCAAGCCCCUGCGUGUCCUGGCAUCCGGUGACAAUCAGGGCAUCCCGCUCAUGUCCAACAUCAAGCUGCGUGAAGAGCAGCGCAUGACCACCACCAGCCCCUGGAUGUUCCCGACGAGCCUGGCCUGGCCCGAGACCCACGUUUUCAUCUCCACGCCCUCGUACAAUUACACCUACCGAGACUACCAACGCUUCUUCACCGACGUCAACUUGGAGGAUGGCUGGUACAUGUGGGAGGACAUGAAGGACUUGCUGAAAGGCUUACCUCCUCCCGGAGUGGACACGUAUUGCCUCUACGGCACGGGCUACCCCACCGUGGAGACUUACAUAUAUGACGAGCGUUUCCCUUACGAGGACCCCGUGGACAUGAUUUAUGGUGACGGGGACGACACCGUCAACACACGCAGUUUGGAGUUGUGCAAGCGAUGGCGCGACCAGCAAAAGCAGAAGGUGCACGUCCAGGAGCUGCGAGGCGUCGACCACCUCAACAUGGUCUUCAGCAACCUGACGCUCAGUUCCAUCAACGAAAUCCUGCUGGGAAGCGCAGAGGAGGAUCCGGGGCGGGUGAGCUCCAGCCCAGAGGCAGGGAAGGAGGGGAAGAUCCUACGUGGACGGAAGGUCCUUAAGGAGCCCAAGAAGAACUGA
Messenger RNA from Balearica regulorum gibbericeps (East African grey crowned-crane), 1054 nucleotides. The record is from RefSeq and is a predicted model, not a curated record. Lineage: Eukaryota; Metazoa; Chordata; Aves; Gruiformes; Gruidae.